GUCCACCAUAGAAAGCAAGAAGAAUCCAACAAAAGGGAGGGAGAGAGAGAAGAUGGUUAUUGAAGAGGAAAGUAUGAGAAAAGGGCCAUGGACAGAGCAAGAAGAUUUCCAACUGGUGUGCUUUGUGGGGUUAUUUGGCGAUCGCCGGUGGGAUUUCAUCGCCAAAGUAUCAGGUUUGAAGGUGGCGGGAGAAAUACCUUGUUCAAGUCCUAGCUAGGCCUCAAAAGAACCGGCAAAAGCUGCCGUCUCCGUUGGGUCAAUUACCUCCACCCCGGUCUCAAGCGCGGCAAGAUGACUCCCCAAGAGGAGCACCUCGUUCUCGACCUGCACUCCAAAUGGGGUAACAGAUGGUCGAGGAUUGCUAGGAAGCUGCCAGGACGAACAGAUAACGAGAUAAAGAACUUCUGGCGAACCCACAUGAGAAAGAUAGCGCAGGAGAAGAAGAAAGCGGCUGCAGCCACCACCGUCAUCCUCUCUCCAUCGUCCUCCUCCAACUGCUCCUUGGCCUCGAACAACCCGGCCAUCGACUCGCUUCCCUCGGUGGAGAUCGGAGAAGAAAGCUUCUACGACACCGGGGGACAUCGAGUCGAAAACACAGAAGAGGAAGAGGAUUACAGCAUGGAUGAUAUUUGGAGAGACAUCGAUCAAACUGUUUGUGAUGAUGAGAAGAUGAUGUGCAACUUCAGCUGGGCUCCGGUGGCUUCUCCGCCGUGGGAGUACGGGCAGUACCCGCCGUGGAAGGUGGCCGAGGAGGAAAACAAGGCGUUUGCGGCGAUGAAUAUUUAUGACCACGGCGAGGCGGUUGCUCUAACAUGAAAACCAUAGAAUUUAAUUCAUUUUAAAAAUUGUUAAUAGAGAAGUUUAAAUAAUAUUAUGUUUUUGUGUUUUUGAAUGGAGGGAUAAGGGAAAGCUCUGACCUGUAUAGCAUUUUGGAGUUUCCUUUAGACUUUAUUGCUGCAUCUCAUGCAUGACCACCAUACCCCACUUUUCAAACUACUGUUACAAGUUCUGUGUGAUCUUUCCCAUUUUUAGUAGAAAGUUAAUUAAAAUUGCCUUUGGCUCUAAA
Molecule: messenger RNA, 1066 nt
Organism: Momordica charantia (bitter melon)
Lineage: Eukaryota; Viridiplantae; Streptophyta; Magnoliopsida; Cucurbitales; Cucurbitaceae
Source: RefSeq, a predicted model, not a curated record